Messenger RNA from Erinaceus europaeus (western European hedgehog), 1206 nucleotides. RefSeq names its product tryptase beta-2-like. Lineage: Eukaryota; Metazoa; Chordata; Mammalia; Eulipotyphla; Erinaceidae. Gene Ontology annotation, molecular function: serine-type endopeptidase activity. The transcript has 6 exons. The record is from RefSeq and is a predicted model, not a curated record. The coding region runs from base 258 to 1100 and encodes 280 amino acids. Gene Ontology annotation, biological process: proteolysis.
CCUCCACAGAAGUGUAUCCAGAACCGGUCCUUGUACCUCAGGCUCACCUGCCACGGCCACUUGUUUUCAGGGGCCUCCUGCCCCCCUACAAUGCUUGUGCGCCCCACAGCCUGGCGGGGGGCUGGGGCUAUAGCAACUGAGUGAUCCAAGGUGAUCUCCAGCCAUUGUGUGUGUGAAGCACAGCAGUUGGCCCCAGGCAGAGUCUCCAACUCCAGCUGCACCCCUAGGCCAGCCAGAGCCCCACAUUCCUCUUCCAGAUGCUGCAGAUGCUGGUGCUGGCACUGCCCCUACUGUGGAGCCCUGCACUCACAGCCCCCGCUGCUUCUCCCUCAGCCCCAGGCCAGGCUGUGGGGCGCACAGGCAUCGUAGGGGGGCAGGAGGCCCCUGAAAACAAGUGGCCGUGGCAGGUGAGCCUGAGGUACAAGGACCGGUUCUGGAUGCACUUCUGUGGAGGCUCCCUCAUCCACCCCCAGUGGGUGCUGACGGCGGCGCACUGCCUCGGACCAGACGUCAAAGACCUUGAAGAUCUCAGGGUGCAGCUGCGGGAGCAGAACCUGUAUUACCAUGACCACCUGCUGCGUGUCAGCCGUAUCAUUGUGUACCCCAAGUUCUACACGGUAGAGAAUGGGGGAGACAUUGCUCUGCUGGAGCUGCAGGACCCCGUGAACACCUCCUGCUAUGUCCAGCCGGUCACCCUGCCCCCCACCUCGGAGACCUUCCCCCCGGGGACACCGUGCUGGGUGACCGGCUGGGGCGAUGUGAACAAUAACGUGCACCUGCCACCCCCAUACCCUCUGAAGGAGGUGAAGGUCCCUAUUGUGGAAAAUAGUGUCUGUGAGUCCAGUUACCACAUGGGUGUCUACACUGGGGACAACGUCAGGAUCAUCAAAGAUGACAUGUUGUGCGCCGGCAAUGAGGACCAUGACUCCUGCCAAGGAGACUCCGGGGGCCCCCUGGUCUGCAAGGUGAAUGGCUCCUGGCUGCAGGCAGGUGUGGUCAGCUGGGGAGACGGCUGCGCUCAGCCCAACAGGCCAGGCAUCUACACCCGCGUCACCUACUACCUGCCCUGGAUCCACCAGCAUGUCCCCGAGGAUCCCUGAGCCUGUCCCCAUCCCUGUCUCCUGACAAGCCCCCCCCCCCCGGCACCCCCUCCCGUUUCCCUGCCCAGGUGCAGGUGCUGGACCCCAUUAAAGAGCAUGACAAGCA